This is a messenger RNA of Homarus americanus (American lobster), 1284 nucleotides long. Its product is annotated as zonadhesin-like. The record is from RefSeq and is a predicted model, not a curated record. Gene Ontology annotation, biological process: dephosphorylation. The coding region runs from base 1 to 1284 and encodes 427 amino acids. Lineage: Eukaryota; Metazoa; Arthropoda; Malacostraca; Decapoda; Nephropidae. Gene Ontology annotation, molecular function: alkaline phosphatase activity. The transcript is spliced from 6 exons.
AUGGUACGCAUAUUUGUGUCUGGCAUCAGAGACAAGCGCUUGACAACUGAAGUUGAGGGUGUCAAGUACAAGAAGUUGAGUCACAACGAUAACACUUACAGCCUUCCCACAGGCGAUGUUAAGAGAUCCGUCAGUGUAGAUGAUGACAGAAGCCCUCAGGAAAAAAAAAAAUCGCGGCCGGGGCAGCUGCCGCAGCAGGAGCGAGCACCUAUAGAUCUUGACCCUCCAGUGGUCAAGGAUGCAGUGAACUCAACGUACAACAUCGACGCACAGAUCGGGGACUCCUCAGCCUGUGCCACAGCCCUCAUGUGUGGGGUAAAGGCCAACGUCAACACUCUGGGGCUUGAUCACAGGGGCAAGUUCGAGGACUGUAUGUCUACCUACACCGCCGGGGUCACCUCCAUCACCGACUGGGCACAGAAACAUGUCAAGAACCAACAGUCACAGGCAACCAACAGUCCCAACAGUCCCAGCAACCAACAGUCCCAGCAACCAACAGUCCAAUGCAAGUCCAACAGUCAACCAGCAACCAACAGCGGCCAACAGUCCCAGCAACCAACAGUCCUGAAGAACCAGCAACCAGGUCCCAGCAACCAACAGUCCCAGCAACCAACAGUCCCAGCAGCCAGCAGUCAUAGCAACCAGCAGCAACAACAGUCCCAGCAACCAGCAGUCCUGCAACCAGCAACCAACAGUCCCAGCAACCACUCAGUCCCAGCAACCCAACAGUCCCAGCAACCAGUCCAGCAACCAACAGUCAUAGCAACCAACAGUCAGCAACCAACAGUCCUAGUAACCAACAGUCCCAGCAACCCAACGGUCAUAGCAACCAGUCCUAGCAACCAACAGUCCCAGCAACCAACAGUCCCAGCAACCAACAGCGUCCCAGCAACCAACGGUCCCAGCAACCAACAACAGUCAGCAACCAACAGUCCCAGCAGCCAACGGUCCCAGCAACCAACUGUCCCCAGCAACCCAACGGUCAGCAACCAACAGUCCCAGCAACCAACAGUCCCCAGCAACCAACAGUCCCAGCAGUCCAGCAGUCCCAGCAAAUCAACAGUCCCAGCAACUAACAGUCCUAGCAACCAACAGUCCCAGCAACCAACAGUCAGCAGCCAACAGUCCCAGCAACCAACGGUCAUAGCAACCAACAGUCCAGCAACCAGUCAGUCCCAGCAGCCAACAGUCAGCAACCUGGUCAGCAACCAACAGUCCCAGCAACCAACAGCCCAGCCCAACAAUACAACGGUCAGCAACAGUCCUAGCAACCAACAGUCCUAG